Knipowitschia caucasica is the source of this 2472-nucleotide messenger RNA. The record is from the annotation of a GenBank genome assembly. Lineage: Eukaryota; Metazoa; Chordata; Actinopteri; Gobiiformes; Gobiidae.
AUGGACAACCUGGCUGACUACAGUGGCUCCUGUGCAUCCACACAACGGGAAUGGGACACCAGCAGCUGUGUCGACGAUUUUAUGGAUGAGGAUGAGAAGGACAGGGCAAAAAGGGCAUCCAGAAACAAAUCAGAAAAGAAACGACGAGACCAAUUCAACAUGCUCAUCAAGGAACUUUGCACUAUGCUGCAGGGUCAGGGCCAUCCUCGCAAAAUGGACAAAUCCACCAUUUUACAGAGAACUAUUGACUUCUUACAGAAACAGAAAGACAUCACUGCCCAGAAUGAAACCUGUGACGUAAAACAGGACUGGAAACCAUCUUUCCUCAGUAACGAGGAGUUCACACAGCUGAUGUUGGAGGCCCUGGAUGGUUUCUUAAUAGCAUUAACAACGGAUGGAAAUAUAAUUUAUGUAUCUGACAGUGUGUCCUCCCUUAUUGGUCAUUUACCGUCAGAUAUGGUGGACCAAAAUAUCUUGAACUUCCUCCCGGAAUGUGAACAUGGGGAGGUGUAUAAGCUGCUAUCAUCUCACAUGCUGAUGUCUGACCCCAUUGCUGCUGACUUUCUAGAGAGUGAAACACAUAUUGAAUUUUGCUGUCACCUCGCCAGAGGGAACAUUGACCCGAAAGAGCCACCUGUGUAUGAAUAUGUCAAGUUUGUAGGAGAUUUCAAGUUUCAAAGCAGUGUGCCUACGUCUUCUUGCAAUGGUCUGGAGUUAACUUUACCCAGAACUUUGCAGUCUUCGCUGGAGGAGCAGGUCUGCCUCAUCGCGACGGUUCGCUUAGUCACUCCUCAGUUUUUAAAAGAUUUAUGUAAUGUGGAAGACCCUUGUGAUGAAUUCACAUCUCGACACAGCCUUGAAUGGAAGUUCUUGUUCUUAGACCACAGGGCUUCACCAAUCAUCGGAUAUUUACCCUUUGAGGUUCUUGGUACCUCGGGUUAUGACUAUUAUCAUGUGGAUGACUUGGAGCUCAUUGCUCAAUGUCACAGGCAAUUAAUGCAGUUUGGAAAGGGCAAGUCGUGCUACUACCGUUUUCUCACCAAAGGCCAGCAGUGGAUAUGGCUACAAACUCACUAUUACAUCACCUACCACCAGUGGAACUCCAAACCCGAGUUCAUCGUCUGCACUCACACAGUAGUCAGUUAUGCAGAGGUACGAGCUGAGAGGAGGCGAGAGUUUGGCCUUGAAGAGCUGUCACCUCCCGAGAUAGCCCCCUCAUCAGUGAAGGCGCAGGAGCUCUACUUGGACAUCUGUUCAACUCUGGACCCUCCACGGGACAGAAACAGUGGCGCACAUUCCGUUUCGUCCCACAGCUCUCGAAAGUCCUCCCAUACAGCGCUGUCAGACUCUGCUUCAAACAGCUACUCCGAGGCCUGCACCCCGUCGUGGCAGCCCAGCUCUAUGGGAACAGAGAAGACCUCCAGGCACCAGCCCAGCAGUGCAAAGAAUUUGGUCCAAAGACAAAAAUCCUUUGACCUCGUUCCCCAAUUGAGCCUCCCAGUCUCCCCCGCCUGCAGCAAGCACUCUGGCAUGCCUCCGCAGACAGCCCCCUCACAAUCCUCGUCGAUGUACGGGAUACCGCAGCCACAGCUCGGGGUCAUGAACCAACUGAAGGAGCAGCUGGAGGAGCGCACACGCAUCCUGCAAGCCGACAUCAAGACCCAACAGCAGGAGCUCCAUGACAUUAAGGAGAAGCUUCAGAUGGCUAAUCUGCAGAUGUUGUUGCAGCAGCCAAUUCACAAUGACUUUGGCCAAGAGCAGCCGCCUCAGCAGCAGGGUCCCGGGAGGCCGGACCCUCAGAGCCAGAGCUCCGGAGUGAUCAGGCAGCACGCGGGACAUCCCAAACCACACAGCUCACCUCACACACUCAUGAGAGAAAACAGCUCUCCGUCAAUGCAGAGGGUUGGGCGCAGCGGGCAGACCCAGGCAGUGAGUGUACCGGUGCAGACAAGCACCAGCCUCACCAUGCCCUUUCACAGUAACCCCAUGAUGUUCUCCCAGACCAACACAAGAUCUCUGCAGGACGCAAACCAAAGACCCGCUGACAACGAGUUCAGUCAAGACGGACAGUUACGUAUGCUUCUGAACCAGCAAAUGCAAACCCUUUCAGUCCCAACCAGCAGUGUCUCGUCUCAGUCUUCACAGUGCAAUAUGGGCCUCCCCCAGACCAUAUAUACCUUGGAUCAGCAGAUCAUUGCUCCUUCCUUCUCCAUGCAGCAGUCGCACUCAGCCUACCACCCCCAACCUCAGGCUUCGCGCCACUCUUUGCAGCUGCAGCAACCUCCACAAUUCUUUCAGAUGACUCAAGGUCUGGGAUCUACUUCUGCAUUCUUGCACACCACAAAUGUUCCACAGCAAAGCACUGUGGGGUACAUUCAGCAGCAGUCAACGCAGCAGCAACAGCAGCAGCGACAAUAUCCACAUUCCCAAAACCAGAAUGCCAGUGACUUCCGUAACAUGCUCACACGGUAG